Esox lucius (northern pike) is the source of this 2954-nucleotide messenger RNA. It is a transcript of the gene ccn4a, whose product is annotated as cellular communication network factor 4a. The transcript is spliced from 5 exons. Gene Ontology annotation, cellular component: extracellular matrix; extracellular region. Bases 245 to 1336 code for a protein of 363 amino acids. Gene Ontology annotation, biological process: cell adhesion; signal transduction. Gene Ontology annotation, molecular function: heparin binding; integrin binding. Lineage: Eukaryota; Metazoa; Chordata; Actinopteri; Esociformes; Esocidae. The record is from RefSeq and is a predicted model, not a curated record.
AGGGGCAGCAGGUGAAAUCGGAGAGCGAAAAAACUGACACGCUGCCAGAAAAUGUGGGGCUCGUCCUAACCUGACGUAAGCAGCACCAGCAUUAAUAACUCCACCAGCCCCAGUCCAAGACAGUGGUCCUCGUAGAGGAGAUGUCAUCUAGAAGAAGAUGCCUGAGACUGGUAAAGCGCAAAACAAUUUGGUUUUAGCGAAGGAAUCAUUCUGGGUUCAAUGAAUUUAAAAUUCCUAACCAGUGAUGAGUUGGCUCCUGAUGUGGAUACUUAUAGCAGCCGGGACUCAGCAGGCCCAAUCCCAGAAACAAAGUUCUACUGCCAUGCUGCCCCUGGCCGAACCCACCGACCUGGAGCCGUACAACCGCACCCAGUACUGCCACUGGCCCUGCGAGUGCCCCCUGGUGCCCCCCUCCUGCCCCCCAGGGGUGAGCCUGAUCACGGACGGCUGUGGCUGCUGCAAAGCCUGUGCCCAGCAGGUGGGAGAGGGGUGCAAUGAGGCGGACGCGUGUGACCACCACAGGGGACUGUACUGCGACUACAGCUCAGACAAGCCUAGGUACGAAAAAGGAGUGUGUGCAUAUAUGGUCGGCACCGGCUGCGAACAUGACGGUGUCAUUUACCGUAAUGGCCAGAGCUUUAAGCCCAGCUGCAAAUACCAGUGUCUGUGUGUGAACGGGGCCAUCGGGUGCCUGUCCCUGUGUGCGGACUUCCAGCCCCCGCGGGUCUGGUGCCAGAACCCCGUCAGGGUCAAGAUCCCAGGACGCUGCUGUGAACAGUGGAUCUGUGACGAGCCCAGGAAGGGGAGGAAGACCGCCCCCAGACACGCAGUGGAGGAUCUUCCUGCUGAGGUUCAGGGCCGAAGCAGGAAUUGUGUGAUCCAGACAACCCCGUGGACCAUCUGCUCUAAGACGUGUGGCAGAGGGCUGUCCCUGAGAGUCUCCAAUGCCAACGAGAGGUGCGAGAUGGUCAAAGAGUCGCGCCUCUGCAACAUACGGCCCUGUGAUGUGGACAUCACGCAGCAUAUCAAGCCAGGUAAGAGGUGCCUGAACACAUACAGAGAAGACCGUGCAAAGAAUUUGACCAUCUCCGGCUGUGUCAGUAAGAAGCUUUACCGGCCUAAAUACUGCGGCGUCUGCAUGGCCACGGACGAUCGCUGCUGCAUUCCGUACAAGUCCAAGACCGUCACCGUGGAGUUUGUGUGUCCCAGCGGGGCCGUGUUCACCUGGCAGCUCAUGUGGAUCAAUGCCUGCUUCUGCAAUCUCAGCUGCAGAAACCCCAACGACAUAUUUGCAGAGUUGGAGAAUUUCUACGGCUACCCUGAGAUCGUCAACUGAGACUUUUCAAUUAUCACCCACAAGCUGACUACAUUUGCAUUUUUAUUUCCAUCAUUGUCCUUUUUUUAACCAGACAUUUUGUGAUUUUCCCACACAUUGUUUUUCAGUUAUUCUUCCUAGUUCCGACUAGCACGUGAACACAGCAAAAAUGCACCGCCCUAGUCGGUAAUUUCCCUCUGCAUUCGUGGAAAUUACUGUAAUUGUAAACACUGCGAUUGGAGGAUCAAACCUAAAUUACCUUUCAUUUUAUGAAGCGCUGUGGACCCCAGUCAGCUGGCCACAAGUAGUUGUUCUCACGUGAUUACACAUGAUCCCCUGGCUUAGCCACAGGGCCGGCUCCAGGCAUCAGCAACAGAAGCGGUUGCUUAGGGCCUCCGACUGCAAGGGAGCCCCCUACCGAUAGGGUAGAGGGGGCCCCCCAAAAGGCUAGAGCCGGCACUGCCUAGCCACUACAAUGCAGUCAGCGACGAAACAAACUAGUAAAAAAAAAGGUGCAUUGCUGUGGAUUUAAGCCCCUGACAAAUAUUUUCCUCACAAGGACACCUUUUUCCUGGUCUUUUUCCCCCAUUGGAAAAAUAUUUACCAUAAAAUGUCCCUGUUGGCUGUAUAUGCAUGCUUUGGGAGCAGGCUGUGUGUAGUGACUUCAAGUAAACGCUGGGAUCCAUUUUGUCCAUAUCACAGAAGUAGCCUACAGUGCAGUAAAAGCACAGUUUAAAUGUAAAGGUAAUAACUGAUUGCGUCAACAAACGCAUUGUUGACCGGGGAUGAGGUCUCUGCAGAGGGCCAGAACAUUGCCUCUAUGAACAAGCCACGUCUGAGAUAUUUUAAUAACAUUUAUUUAUUGAAGUAAACCCUCAAAGGACAAACAUAUUACAAACGCACAUAUUUUAUACUCAUGGUAAAUGUUUCGCUUGGAUGCUGAAUUUGAAGUCAGAGAGAAUAUUGAAUGCACGUCCUAUGUUAUAUUUGGUGAAAGAUCAGUCUCAGGGCAUUAUGGUAUAAUUGCCCAACAAGAUAGCAUUCAAAUAGCAAUCAUGGAAAUGACAACAAAAACACUGAAAAAGUUAUGUUUUAUUUUUUUAAUAAAUACAAUUACACCAUAUGUAAUGCUUCUCAUCUACAGCAUUAGGCAGUUGCGCAUCCUUAUAAAGUAGUAUGUCCUACAAAGCCGGCGAUCACUUCUGUAGUGUAGUGCAAGUUAAAAGUGGGAGAAACUUUCUGACAAGUUAUAUGGUCAACUCUAUACUGAUAACGUUAUGUGCGUAUGUAUCUCUGAAAGCCAUCACGACAAAGGAACUCUAGUAAGUCAGAGUGAAGAUUUCCAUGGCACAUAGUCUUCGUCCUGCCGUGCUUGAUUGCAUAGAAAUAAUCAUUUGCAUACACAAAAAAGAAAUAUCCAAAUAUAAAAAUGUUGCCUGAAGUCUUGAUCUGUUAAUAAAGCGAUAUGAUGCAAAAAGCCACUUGAUUUAGGUUUUUGUGUUUUAACGAGAAGGAUAUUCUCUUGGAAUGUUGUAGAAUAGAAUGGCUACGAUCAUUUGAUUCCAGACUUGCCAGGACUGAGUAACAGUGAAUUCUUUCUGACGGCUGUUAACUCAAAAUGGAAAAAACUAAAAAAAAA